AUGAGUACGUCGAAGAAAGACCCCGGGGAAGGGCCCCCGCGGCCCCCCGACGAUCGGCCCGAUAGUCCCCACAGCCCCGCGAGUAAAAGACUCAGGGAAAGGGUUAGUUUUUUUGAGAAAGUGUGGAGUGGAUCCUCCGAUGAUGAGCUUCACCGAGACCCAGAGGUCGGUGGUUUAUCUAGAUCGAAAUUUACUGCUAUGGAUAUGGAAGAGUUGGAGAGGAGUUUGAGAGAGGAGAGAAGAAAGAAUGUUGGAGAGACUCAUUUGGAGCAUGUGACGUUAAGGAAGACCGGGUCUCCUAGACAUGUGGUGCAGAUGAGGGAGGAAACCUAUACGUCCACAUCUCAAGAAGGAGACCUCGCCACCGGCUCAAAAUCAGUUAAAUUUGAAAAAGUAACUGUCAAAAAAACCAUCAAGCACAUUACUUCGAGCUCAUCCUCAACGUCAGUCCGCCAUAUUUCCUCCAGCACAGGCCAUGUUACAACCAGUAGGACGCCAUCCGAAGAAUACCUCGAUUCAGCUUAUUUGACGCAGUCUACCGGAAACUUGGCAUCUCCUUCUAGUGCUGGUUCUUCGGGACGAUUUCCAUCCGAGGAAAGCCUGAAGAGCCCUACUAAGAGCCAAAAGGGGCGGGACGAGUGGGAUGAGGGUAGCAAUAGUUCGAAAGUGACUAGUAGUAGUUCUGAGUGGUACAGUGAUUAUAGGACUCAGACGUUUCAGCAAAACGAAGCCAGCAAAUUUGCGUUUGUCAGGAGUAAUUCGCAGUUUGAUGAGCAUAUUCAUAGGAUUAGAGGUUAG
Molecule: messenger RNA, 798 nt
Organism: Psylliodes chrysocephalus
Lineage: Eukaryota; Metazoa; Arthropoda; Insecta; Coleoptera; Chrysomelidae
Source: the annotation of a GenBank genome assembly